Messenger RNA from Ipomoea triloba (trilobed morning glory), 624 nucleotides. RefSeq names its product non-specific lipid-transfer protein 1-like. NCBI's taxonomy places the organism in Eukaryota, Viridiplantae, Streptophyta, Magnoliopsida, Solanales, Convolvulaceae. Gene Ontology annotation, cellular component: membrane. The record is from RefSeq and is a predicted model, not a curated record. The coding region runs from base 65 to 421 and encodes 118 amino acids. Gene Ontology annotation, biological process: lipid transport. The transcript has 2 exons. Gene Ontology annotation, molecular function: lipid binding.
AAACACUCACUGCUUAAGUAUUAUUACUACUGCACUAGCUUGUUUAAUUUACUACGGGUUAUAUAUGGCGAAACUUCAAAGUGUUGCACUUCUGGCUUGCAUGGUAGUACUCUUGCACGUGCAUGCAGGUGGCGCUAUUACGUGCUCCGAGGUGCAAAACGAUCUGAUGCCAUGCAUUACCUAUAUCAUGGGUGGGGCUAGCGGCGUUACCCCCAGCUGCUGCGACGGCGUUAGAAAUCUCAAAAACGCUGCCGCCACCGCUGACGACCGUCGGGCCGCAUGCCAGUGCUUGAAAUCAGCUGCGGGAUCCAUCCCUGCCGGUGCUGACGUCGGCACCGCCGCCAAGAACUUGCUACGACAGUGUAAUGUCAAGCUUCCUUACAGGAUCAGCGUUUCCACCAACUGCGAUAAGAUCAAUUGAGAGUUCAUGAGCAGUUGAGAAGUUCCUCCGUUCAAACACCGUGCUAGGAUAUAUAUGUGUGUGUGCUAAGCCAUGUUUUGCAAUAAUUGGAAGGGAACUUUCCCGGACAGUGUUUAUAUUUCAUUUCACGAUGAAACUUAUGUUGUACGGAGGUGUUAAAUUAUAUAUCCUAAUGAAGUUUAUCGCGUGUUCAUUUGUGUUUA